This is a messenger RNA of Cooperia oncophora, 201 nucleotides long. The record is from the annotation of a GenBank genome assembly. Lineage: Eukaryota; Metazoa; Nematoda; Chromadorea; Rhabditida; Trichostrongylidae.
GAGGUUCACGAUCAGAAGGUGCAGCUCGACAACCUGCAGCAUGUCAAGUACACUCUUGCCCAACAGCUUGAGGAAGCCAGACGCCGUUUGGAGGAUGCCGAGCGGCGCCACAAACCGAUGCCGAGCCCAAUUCGGGGCGAAUUUAAUUUGCCAACGCCCAUUUGGGAGUCGCUAGCCUGGGUGAAGAGGAAGUUGGGGUAA